AUCUCUCCCUCCCUCUCUGUCUCUGUCUCUCCUGUUAAUCCAAUAUGGCGAGUGAGGUAGAAACACUCGACACCCUUCUGAACAAGGCCACAAAUCCGGCCAACCGCGAAGAAGACUGGGAUCAUAUGAUGAUGUUCUGCGACCGGGUCAACAAGGACAUCGAGGGCCCGAUGAUCUCAGUACGACUCCUGGCCCACAAGUUGCAGUCACCGCAGGAACGAGAAGCUCUCUUUGCCUUGUUGACCCUGGAGACGUGUGUGAAGAACUGUGGCAGUCGGUUCCAGUCAGAAAUUGGAAAAUUUAGAUUUUUAAAUGAAAUUAUCAAAGUUGUUUCCCCUAAGUAUUUGGGGACCCGGACCUCGGAAAACGUGAAGAAACGUUGCAUUGAGUUGAUGUACAGCUGGACCCGCGAUUUAAGCCACGAACCGAAGAUUGGAGAGGCGUACGCUAUGCUGAAGACGCAGGGCAUAGUCAAAGAAGACCCUGCAUAUAUUGAUAAGAAUUUAAAUGCUAACCCGGCACCCCCACCCAGGCCAAAGAAUGCUUUAUUUGAAGACGAUGAGAAAGCACGGCUGCUGUCUCGGCUACUGAAGAGUAAAAAUCCUGAAGAUCUCCAAGCAGCCAACAGAUUGAUCAAAAAUAUGGUUCAGCAGGAUGCUGACCGGAUUGACAAAAUCUCGAAGCGGGUGUCCGAGCUGGAGACAAUCAACAACAACGUGAGCGUGUUGUCGGAAAUGUUGGAACACUACGGCACUGAGUCGGCGUCGCAGAGUGACCGCGACACCAUGAAGGAACUUUACGAGACUUUGGAGAAGCUGCGGCCAAAUUUAUUCCGGUUGGCAAGUGAUACAGAUGAACAGGAUAACGAUGGAAUUGCCGAUAUCCUGAAAGCCAACGAUGAGGUGAUGAAGGUGAUGAAUCAGUAUAAAUUGAAGGUGGAAGGCUCCAGUGACUUUGGUACAAACCACACAUUGCUCGACCUGGGCUUUGACCAGACGACGCAGUCCCCCAACAAGACGAAGGCCAACUUGGCUUCAACGACCACCCCCGUGGGAGCAUCUAUCCUCGACGAACAGCUGCUGGCUUUAGGUCUGAGUGACCCGCCGGAUAUGAAGCCUGUUGUCGCUUCUAACCAACCAAGUUCAAACCUUGACAACAGCAGUUCCUCCACCAUUGACCAGUUGAGUGAUAUUUUUGGAUCAGUCAAUGUGGAACCUUCAGACAAACUCAGCAAUGUGAUAACAGCCAGCAGCACGACAGAUGCCAAUCCUUCACCAAUCCAUUCAGUUUUCAACAUGGGGGCCACGAACACACCACUGCACAGUGGCAUGGCGCAGGCUCCCGUGUUCCCCAACUUCACUGCGACGUCACAGACACCGUCCCUGGCCUCAGGGUCUUUUGUUUCUGCACCACUGAAGAACAAACCGCAGGCGUUUGGCUCCAUGUCUGCAGACGCACUCGGCAUGCGGCUGUCCUCGUCCACCACGGUGAGCGAGUCCCAGAAGAAGGCCAUGGAGGAGUUGGACAUGCUCGGUAAAGCCAUGUUGAUGCAGUCUCUGUCGAAAGAGAAAGGUCAGAGUAGUUCGUCGACAAAUUCCCCGUUCACGUCGGCGUUGUCUGCAACCGGCACCAACACCACCACCAACACCACCACCACAACAGCAGCGACUUCGUUGUCGACGACGCCGGCCACACAUUCCACAAACAGCGCCAUCGGACCAUUCAUCGGCGCCUCCACCACCACCACUGGUUCUACUUCUACCACGACGACGACCACCACCACUACUGCUACUACUAAUAAUACUAAUAAUAAUACUUCUUCAGCUCUCGACGACACAAUCGGCGACCUGUUCUGCUUCAACGGAGACCUCACGCCGUCGAUCUUGACGACCGCAUCCACUACGCCCGCCUCCAGCAUCAUCUCCACGACGACGACGACCACGAAAGAUGCUGCCGAUAUCCUGACAGCGACGACAGCAAUAUCAAAUAAUACUACCACCACCGCCACCGCCACAACAACAAUCAACAGCAAUGGUAGCGGCAGUGGUGGUGGUGGUGGAGACGUGGUGGGGUCGCUGCUCAACUUCUCCACGAAGCCGCUGGUGCCCGUCGGACAGGAACCCGCCUACUCGGACGGCAGCGGCGGAGGGGGAGGAGGCGGGAGCAACAUCAUCAACACCGGCUCCCCCACCCUCGUGCCGAAGGAGCCGAUCUCGCUGUCUGAUGUCUUUGUGCCACUGGAGUCUGUUGAACCAGGAGCUACUUCUUCGAUCAAUGCCUAUGAAAAAGAUGGUCUAAAGAUUGUGAUACAUUUUGCCAAGAACAAACCUCGACCGGACGUCCUCGUGCUGGUCGUAUCUGUGAUGAAUAGUGGUUCAAUUCCCAUUCGGAACUUUCUCUUCCAAGCUGCUGUCCCAAAGAUGAUGAAAGUGAAACUCCAGCCUCCGUCAGCUACAGAUUUGCCUUCUUUCAACCCAAUCUUACCACCAGCGGCCAUCACGCAAGUCAUGUUGCUAGCCAACCCUCUCAAGGAGAAGAUACGAUUAAAAUACAAGAUCACAUAUUACAAGGAGUCGGUGCAGCUGUCGGACGUCGGGGAGAUCGACGACUUUCCAACCAACUGACCACCACUCCUCGGCAACACACAGACGACCACCACCCACAGAUCAACACAAUACUCUAGCCACGAGGAACUGAAGACUGACCAUCUUGAAAGGGCCUUUUUGAUAUUCUAUCCCGAGGUAGAGGGAUAAGGGAGUCCGGCUGGGGGUGGUGGGUCAGGAGUAGAUUGUGUGCGUGCGUGUGUGUGUGUGCGUGUGUGUGUGUGUGUGUGUGUGGUGGAGGCUGGUGGUGGCAGGGUGGCGAGCGGUUCCGAUCCAUUCUGUUCCACUCCUCCCACCCCUGCCACUGUUUCCUCCGCCGUCGCCACUACUUGGUGUGUAUAUAGGAAAGGGAUGGUAGGUGGGUGGACCCUUUUGGGGGACUAUGUCUUUCUCUGUCUCUCUAGGAGAUGUGGGUGGGAAAUGUGGAGGGUGUGUGAGUGGGGAGAAGGAUGGACACUAGUCAUUAUUAUGGUCUUUAUGUAUACAUAUAUACACAUAUACACACAUGUAUGUAUAUAUAUUGACAUAUAUAUAUUUACAUAUCUUUACAUAUAUAUGAAUGCAUAUAUAUAUAUAUACACACACACACACGUACACAAACUCACAUACACAUAUAUACUUAUAUUAUAUAUAAUAUACUUAUAUAAAUGUAGACACAUAUAUACACACAUAUGUAUAUAUGCACACACACACACACAUACACGCAGGUGAGUUGUCAAAUGAAAGAAAGGCACUCAACAAAUUUAUUCGGAGUUACAUGUAUGGAUCAAAGCAGUUUGAUUCAAAUUCGUUGGUACUCUGAGUUUCAUGAGUGAUGAUAGUCUUCAGCCAUUCAACAAAUUUGAAUCAAACCAUUUUGAACGAUAUAUAUAUAUAUAUAUAUAUACACAUACGCACAUACACACAUACAUA
This is a messenger RNA of Octopus sinensis (East Asian common octopus), 3515 nucleotides long. RefSeq names its product ADP-ribosylation factor-binding protein GGA1. The transcript is spliced from 18 exons. Gene Ontology annotation, cellular component: trans-Golgi network. The record is from RefSeq and is a predicted model, not a curated record. Bases 45 to 2624 code for a protein of 859 amino acids. Gene Ontology annotation, molecular function: ubiquitin binding; phosphatidylinositol binding; small GTPase binding. NCBI's taxonomy places the organism in Eukaryota, Metazoa, Mollusca, Cephalopoda, Octopoda, Octopodidae. Gene Ontology annotation, biological process: vesicle-mediated transport; intracellular protein transport.